GUGACCCGCUUUCUGGUGCUUGCUUGGUGGGUCGGGCUGCUUGGAUGGCUCUCCGGGCAUUCCAGUGUCCAAGCAUACAAGCUGUCCGAGUCGCCCAUCAAUAUCACCAACUCGCAAGACCCGACCGUGGCUCAGAAGGUGGAGCGAUUGUUGGAGAAGAACCUCGAGCAUGAUGCAGGUGAAGCGAACUCAAUGCCCGAGGCAAAUGAGGGCAAUGACACCAACAGUUCCUUCGGCGAUCUGGCCCGCAAUUUGGAGUUCCUGCUGCUCAAGGUGGCACAGUUGGAAACAGUGGUGCAAUUGCAGCAAGCCGAGCUCACAGCCGCGCAUACCGAAAUCGGUGCCUUGAAAGAGCACGUUGGCUUGGACGUCCAGCACGUCGCGGUGGCACAGAAGAAAUCUCGUGAUCCCCAAGCAGCAGGUGAUGUUCUUAAAAUGGUCUUAGACAAGCACCACCGCCAGCGCGAGACGCGCAACUACGAUCCCGAUGCCCACAAGGACCGGUCGCCACCAACACGGGCAGAACGCCCUGCAGAUGCGUUUCUCCAACGCAAGGAAAGCAAGCAGAGUGCCUCAAGCAAGUGGGGGUCUGUUGGCGGGUGGGUGGAAGAUCGGGCGAGCGACGUGGCAAAUGUGGGUAGUGCGGCAGUUAACACUGCAGUCUCGACCCUUGACGGCACGGGCCUGACUGAUGGUGCCUUGACGGACGCAUUCAAUUCAGUCAAGGCCUUGGGCGAUGCGCAAGCAAUUGAGUUUAUUCAGAACACCGUGAUUGACACCGUGGAGAAGGCAACCAUCAUUCUAACGGGCUUCAGGGGCUUCACGUUUUCGCAGGACUGCAGCGCUUCUCCACCAAGCUUCAGGUACGACCCCAACGGUGCCCGUUUGGUCAUCAACUGGGGCAACCUGGAUUGCACGGUAACGCUCGUUGGCAAACUACUCAGGCUCUUCAAGACCAACUGGCCGGAAGCAAGCGUCCCGUUGCCGAAUCCGUUGGACCACUUGCCGCAUCAGAUCCGGAGGGUUGCUGGGGCAAGUCAGGAGAUGGUCGACAGGCUCGUAGACAUGUCUUAUCAUUUGUUGAACACGGCCCACUGCAACAGAGGCGACACCUUCCACUGCAUGGCCAAACGUGUCGCAACUUACGUCAUGCAGUUCGAGCCCCCGUUGAACUGGCUUCCAGAACCAAUAAAGCGCGUUGCCGCUCAUACCCAGGAGGCGGUCGACAGGUUGUUCCAGAUGAUACACGUCCUGCUGAACACCGCCCACUGCAACAGAGCCGACAGCUUCCACUGCAUGGCCAAGCUUGUGGCAAACCACGUCAUGGCAUUCGCACCGCCCAUGAACUUCUUGCCUCAUCAACUUCAUACGGUUGUCAAUGCAGGCCAGGAGGGUGUCGACAGAGUUUUUGCGAUGAUCCGUGAUCUCCUGAACACCCCGCACUGCGACAGAGGCAACGUUUUCCAUUGCAUGGCCAAAAAAGUUGCAAACUACGUAAUGGAGUUUGCGCCGCCAUUGAACUGGCUGCCCCAGCAGCUGCACACUGUUGUCAAUGCGGGCCAGGAGGGUGUCGACAGAGUCUUCGCGAUGAUCCGUGAUCUUCUGAACACUCCGCACUGCGACAGAGGCAACAUUUUCCACUGCAUGGCCAAAAAAGUCGCAAACUACGUCAUGGAGUUUGCGCCGCCGCUGAACUCGAUGCCCAGUCCGGUUGGCGUUCUUGCAGGAUCGAAUGUCAACUCCGUGAAGAGCUUGCUGGCCAUGGGGGAUGACCUGAUGCAUUGCCAAAACUUCGAGUCCGGCCACGAAGUCAUGAAAUGCCUAGGCUUCAAGAUCAUCGAGCGGGUACCUCCUCUGAGCUACUUGAAUCAGCUAGGUGACGUGAUCGGUGGGCAUCUCGAGACCUUCGCCAAGGCGGCCACUUCCAUGGCAAUGAAAGCUCUACGGGGAGGCACUUCCCUUAUCGAGAAGGCCAGCGUGUCCCAAUUCCCGCCCGUCGGGAAGAUGCCCGUGCGGCACCAGCAGGGGAAUCUGGUCGUGGAGGUGCACUCGCAAGAAAUGCACCCCUCGCUGUUGCAGUUCUUUUCGGGGCAGGGGCAGCAAGGAGGGCUAAUGCCGAAGACUGUGCCUGGUGAUGAAUACGUUGCCAGUUUGAUCACCCAGUUCAAUGGGAGAGAGGCCGAUUCGGGCUCUUGCCUGGCCUUUGCUCCCCGAGCCAAGAGCGGGGCCAAUGUUGGCAACCACCAGGAGGCGACGAAAGACGACUGGACGUCGGCAAAGAAGGAGGACUUCGUCCAGCUGGAGCCAUGGGCGGUGCCCUGCGACAACACCUGGAUGAAGGAGAACUGGAACAAGUGGCAGGGGUACUCCUUCUACACGAGCGAGCUGGCCGUCGAGAAGUGCCUGACAGUGAAGUUCUCCCUGAACAUCCAGCCUGUAGUGUCCGUCAUCUUGGGCUUGACCUUCGAGCUUCUACCGAAAGAACUCUUCGAGGUGAUCACCACGGUGUGUUGGCCGAACCAGAUGCCUGGUGGCCUCGACUUGUCCGUCCUUCGUUCGGAGAUCAAAACCGCCGGCCACCUGCUCUUCAGCCGGACCCUAAGGCUUGCGAAGCGUUUCGGCGAUCACACAGACUUCGCCAAGAAGAACCUGGGCACCGGAUACCAAACCUGGAGAUCCCCACUUGGCAUCGCCAAAGGCGAGAGAGCAGGACUGCGAUGGAAGCCAUGUCGCUUCUGGACAGCAACCGCAGUGAUCAAGCAGAAGGAAGCCUACCUGGCUUCCAUCGACUACGGUGACUCCAUGGAGCCCAACAGGACCUGGGAGGUGCGAGGACAGGACGCCAUGCUUCGAUUGAGCAAAAUGCAGGAAGCUCGCAAGCAGGACCGGGAGGAAGUCAUCGAGCUCUUCAACUUGCAGGCGGAUUCGGGAAGGUCGAACUUCCACAUCCAAGGCCUCCUCGACGGCAACGUGGUGGAGUUGGGUGUCCAGAUGGGCUUCGGACCCUUCCAGAGCCCAAGUCGGAGAGUUCCUUUGGCUGACAUCGGAGUGCAGUUUGCUGCCGUCCUGACCGCAAUCCCUUGGAUCUCUGUCGAAACGAAGAAGACGGCCAUCGCAGCUUUGAAGGACUUCUGGCCAGGGCACGACGAGCUUGUGGGGCCCGAGCCAGCUGACAAGUCUUCCAUGGUGGCCUGGUUCAAGAGCGAGGAUGCCGGCUCUGCUUGGAAAAGUGCCGUGGGCAGCUGGCAGGCUCGUGUGACGGGUAGCGUCACGAAAAAGGUCAAGGCCGGCCACGGCGCCACAUAUCCUGUCGUCUACCUCGCCGGCGACACCAACACCGGAAUAGACUUUGGCCAGAUCAUGAAGCCGGACUUCACCAUCUGCUCCGUCACGCGAUACCUCGGAGGAGCAAACCAGCGAAUUCUCCAGCACAACCAGCCGAACUGGCUGCAUGGUCACUGGAACGGAGCUGUGGGGGUUGCACACUACAACCACUGGGUGACCAGUCCUCACCGUACACCGUGGCAGCAUCCGGGCUUGACUGGCUGGCUGGUGAUGUGUGGCAGCAGCACCGGGGUUGUCUUCAGGGGCAAGGAGAGGAGGAAUGACGGAGAGACCGCGGCACUCAAGUCAUCUGGAGAUGCCCACUUGUACAUCAACCUGCAUAGCGGGGAGAAAUCGGACUUUGGCGUCAUGGAGGUCAUCGUUUGGAACCGAGCGCUCUCGGAAGCCGAGAUGUGGACCAGCAUGGAGUACCUGAACUCGAAGCUCGGACCCCUUCCACCGCCGCAGCCGGCUGACAAGACUUCCAUGGUGGCCUGGUUCAAGAGCGAAGACGCCAGCACAGCUUGGAAAAGCGCGGUGGGCAGCUGGCAGGGUCGCGCGACGAGGGGCAGCCCCACCAGAAAGGUCGAGGCUGGGCACGGUGCCAAAUUUUCGGUCGCAUACCUCACCGGCGACGUCCACACCGGAUAUGACUUCGGUCAGAUCAUGAAGCAGGACUUCACCAUUUGCUCGGUCACCCGCUAUAUCGAAGGAGGAGUACAAAAGCGAAUUCUCCAGCACAACCAGCCCAACUGGCUUCAUGGCCACUGGGGUGGAAAAGUGGGGGUCACUUAUUACAACACGUGGGUGAACGAGGACGGGCAGCUCACGGGCUUGACCGAUUGGCUCGUGCUGUGCGGCAACAGCGCAGGGGUUGUUUUCCGAGGCCGGGAAAGGAAGAAUCUUGGGCAGCACGCGCCGGUGAAGUCAAGCCCAGAUGCCCACUUGUACGUCAACGACGGCCACUUUAUGGAGUCUUCGGACUUUGGUGUCAUGGAGGUCAUCGUCUGGAACCGGGCACUUUCGGAAGAGGAGAUGUGGACCAGCAUGGAGUACCUGAACUGGAAGCUCUCUAAAGCGGAGUGA
This is a messenger RNA of Symbiodinium necroappetens, 4410 nucleotides long. Lineage: Eukaryota; Dinophyceae; Suessiales; Symbiodiniaceae. The record is from the annotation of a GenBank genome assembly.